Messenger RNA from Conger conger (European conger), 8553 nucleotides. It is a transcript of the gene c8h4orf54, whose product is annotated as chromosome 8 C4orf54 homolog. The transcript is spliced from 2 exons. Lineage: Eukaryota; Metazoa; Chordata; Actinopteri; Anguilliformes; Congridae. The record is from RefSeq and is a predicted model, not a curated record. The coding region runs from base 330 to 5156 and encodes 1608 amino acids.
AAGGCGACACAAACAUUUAUCCACAAGAACUGCAGCACACAUCAAAAACUUCACUAUCAGACUCUGCUUGGACCAUUGGACACAAGGGAGUGAAGUCGGAAUUCCAGGAGAAUUCUCUCUCUCUCUCUCUCUCUCUCUCUCUCUCUCUCUCUCUCUCUCUCUCUCUCUCUCUCUCUCUCCUCUCCCCCUCUCUCUCUCCCUUUCUCUCGCUCUCCGUCUCUCAACCCCCCCCUCCCCCCUCUCUCUCUUCUCUGUCACUUUCUAUCUCUGUUCCGGGUUACAAAUAAUUUCCCUAACAAUAAGUCUGUAUUAACUGUAGGAAAGCGACAAUGGAAGCCGUUCAUAAGCCUCUAACUUUCGAAGGACUUACCGAUCCAUGCAGAAAGCUGACACCCGACAAGGAUAUUUGCAACUCCGGGACACAAGAAGAAUCUAACUAUGCGGAUUUGAAUAAUUCACUCGGCAAGCAAGCAGAAGGCACAAAAACGGUAAAAGUUGCAUUUACCGGCGAAGGGAGUCAACUGGCCAUAUUUAAAUGCAAUAGUGACACCACUUCAGAUUCGGGAGACGGGAACCCCGGCGACCGUGAACGGAAUAGUAAUUUCGCUAAUCUCCCAAUCAUGGACUGCAAAUCCAUUAAUAAAGAAAGCUCAAGUAAUGUCCGAGCACAGAAGUGUGUCCCGGGCGAUCUCUCUGGCUCAUCUGAAAUCGCUUCUUCACCUGAGUUCUUGAAAGACAAUGACGAUUUCACAGACUGUCCCAAACACCAAAUUCACAAGCGGGAUAUUGACACAGGAGCCCAAACAGCAAUUGUACCCUGCAACUUCAGACCAAACGAUACUUCUUCUGACAGCGAGGAAUUGCAAUACACUGAUAUGUACCUGAGUAGGAAAAUGGAAACAGAUGCCGACGUAAGCAUGGAAUUAUCGGAUCAUUGCACACCCAGUACCAUGGAGGACGAGUCCCACUAUAUUACAACCCACGAAAUCCAGCUGUCAGAACUAGACCACGAUGCCGAUUAUGACAUUGGGUUGGGAUCCUGCUGUAACUUGGAAGACGACAACCUGGUCUACUCGUUUGUCGAUUAUGCUUCUUUUGACAGUGAUGAACCGAUAGAAGGAAGACUGGUACUAGAAGACAGAAAUUCAGCGAGAGUGAAAAGCAAUCAGGUUCGAUCUAAUUAUACAAACCGGCGCGGUACUAGCAGAGUAGCCGUCAGCAGUAAGCGUGAAAACGAUCUCUGUGACUCGGACAAAUGCGCCAGCUCAGAUGAAGGUCUGUCAAAGAACCAGAAAGGCAGAGGGAAUUCAGCAGGACAGAUUCACCUGUCAAUCAAAACUACUUCCAGAGCUAUAAAUGAGCCUAGCAACAUAGAAGAAAAGGAAAACAUUCGUUAUCAUGCCAGGCACGAGGGAGACAUGAGUCGCUAUGUUUUUAGAGACGCAAAAGCAGAGAAAAUCUGUGAUAGUGCGAAAUGUUUUAUCGCUGCCCCCGGUCGCCUGCACUUUGGCAGUAAAUUAAAGGGGAAAGAUGUUAACGAGUAUUCCAGUGGUGCGUCCAGCGCUGUAAGUGAAUUGGACGAUGCUGAUAAGGAAGUUCGCAAUUUAACUGCCAGGGCGUUCAGAAGUUUAGCCUACCCGUACUUUGACGCCAUUAAUUUCAGUACCUCCAGCGAGUCUUCUGCGUCAGAGCGCGGGCUGGGGAUCAACAGGUGGUCCACGUUUGUUGACCUCAAAUAUGGAAACAUGACACAGAGAAGAGAUAAAAAUCUAGUAUCCCAUAAAAGUUCUACAUCAACUUUUGAAAUCGCAAAGAAUGCAGAGGGCAAAGGGAUUAAGGGGUUGACUUUAGCUAAUAUAAAAGCGCCCCAGACUCAGAUCUUUGCACUAAAUGGCAACUUGUCAGAUGCCAAAAACGCAUCAUCUUCAACUAAGAAGAUAGAACUCAUGGGGAAAUUUGGGCAAGGGCAGGGUGGGAUGAUAACGUUAACGGAAACGUUAAAUUUUCGCUGCAAUGUUAAAGCUGGGGUCCCUGGAAGCGAUAGACGUGCAAAAUUUGCGCAAAACGCUGCAGGAUCACGUUCCACAGAUGAAGUUACCAACAUCUUGCCAAGCGAGUCGGGGAAUGAGGCCAGCGAGCAACCCUGUAAUCCAGGGGAAACCAUGGAAGACACACACAAGAAAGCAAUAUUCGCAUCGAGCCUUCUUAAAAAUGUCAUUUCCAAGAAAAUUCAGUUUGAACAAGAGCGGAAAAUGGAGCGAGGGGAAAUCAGUGAAUCCUCUGUUCUGUCUCCAUGCCUUUCAUACAAAGAGCAGGAUACGCACAAGGAGAAAGUUACAUUGGGAGACUCAAAGGGGUUACAAAGGCAAACCUCUAAGUACUCAGAGGCGGGUUCUGACCUAACUAUUGUUUGUUUGGAUGAACUGGGGGACAUAGUGGACACUAAUUCGAGUUCUCACAAGGACGAAAGUCCAAGAGAAGACAUUUUAACUCUUGCAACAGAAACUAAUUUAGAGUCAACAAAUGAAGCAGGAAUCGAUACUAAAAAAGGAGCAUUCGAAGCGUCUAAAAGCACACUGCUUCGUAGCCAAAAUAGCGCAUUCAGAUCCUGGAGGGACGGUGAGCUAGAGUUUCAAAAGGAACAUAAAAACGAUAAAACUCCAGUGGGGAAACCGCCUGCGUUCACCGACAAGCUUGUGGAAACGGACAUAGACGACGAAGUUGCCAACAAGUUAACAAAAAUGACGCAUCUUUUCGUGCCGAGUAUCCAAGUUCUGUCUGAGGAGAGUGAACUUGGAAAGCCGUUGGCGAAUAUUAAUUAUCCAACUCGCGCACCCACGGAUCACGGGGACGGAGGCGUUGGGAAAUUGCGUUCUGAUAAAACUCUUUACGUUGCGGAUGCUACUAGACGUGUUGUAACAUCGAAGUCACCUGAAAUCAAAAUAAGCUUGCGGUGUGUAAAAGAAAACAAAGGCGACCCGUUCAACAUUGCUAAGCUUCUAACUCCGAAUAUAGGUUGCAAUGUAGCCAACCUGAUAAAGACAGCUGAUGACUCUAAAUGUCAAGCGCUCGUUGCACCAUUAAAGGGAGAGUCCUCGGAAAAAGUGCCGCACUUCAUGGUCAGAGACAUAAGGGAAAACAAGUCCAAGCUACAAACACCGAUUCACCAGGUCAGAGAUGUGAGAAAAUUGGUAAAAAGCUCGUAUCACUUUGUUUCUUUGGAUAAUAACGAGAACCAGGCUACUGCUUUUGCUGACCUUCAUUCUGAACUCAAGGCUUCUAAAACAGGGCCUUACCGAAACCCCGCAUCGCUUUCACCUAUAGUUAUAAAGUGUCAGUCUGUGAAUACAAAUAGCAAUGUGAAGCAAUCUGGAAAUUUAAUCGAGGUUUCACACCACAGACUUGCCGAGGAUAUACUGGAGGCUGACAGGUCAUCUCCUCAAACACCUGUAGAGGGCGCCAGAAACGGAAUCACGCCGACACACCGACCCGCAGGCAGAGCUCCAAUAGUCACUGUAAGACAACCUAAGAGUGACCCAUGUGAAGCGACUGUUGGGGUGAAAAUUGAAACUGGAGCGGCUAAAAGAAAGCAAGACAUCAGUGACAGGAAACCUGAGUCAAAAAUGGCGAACCAGGCUGCACUGGAGAAGCUGAAGGCUGCAGUUAAAACGAUGGAGCAGCUUUAUGUGUUUGAUAGGAACGAAUGGAAGCGCAAAACAGAGCCGCGGCCAAUUACAGACAGUCACGUGCUAUCACUUAUUGCCAGAGAGGAGCACGACAGUUCAGGUAAAGAUGAAUUUGAGGAAGAACUGGCGAAUAUAACCAGCUCUUUAUCAGCGGGUAACUUGGAGAGACUUGUGAGGAGGGACUCCUAUCCUAACUCAUACAAAUCAACACCUCCAUUGACAGCGGCAUCAAUGUCAGAAAUAUUACCCAAAAAAGAGGAAAAAGAUUGUGCAAAAAUACUCCAAAUUCCCUGUGGCCAGGAGGAAAAGGACAGCGCAAAAUCACACUAUCUUCAAAGCGGAGCUUUCAGCAACAAAAAUGCAGCCACUUUCAUACAAAGCCAGAAGUCGUCCACAAUCAGCAGCACCAGUUUGAAAGCUUCCCAAACUUAUGCCUCCUCACAAGCACCUUUCAGCACAAAAAGCUUUGCUCCAAAAUCUCCCAAACUCCCAGUGUCAUUAAAGAUAUCCCACCCUAAGCGGAUAUUUGAGGAUAGUGAGAGGCCCAAUGGCACAGAGGCCGAGAAGCCUUUCCUACCGUUCAGCGUGUCCGCUGCUGCAGACUCCGAGAAUUACCUGACCAUCCCUGUCAAAGCCCACGCGAUGGAAGCCAAACCGGCGGCCUCCUCCAGCCGAGAGCAGACGUCAGUGUACACCUUCACAGCCACCAGCGGCAAACCUCAAACACCCGGCUCGGCCCCUCACCCCAGCCAAGGGGAUGCGAGGAGGCAGGAAGACAACAAGCAGUCUCCGAAGAGAUCCUCCAUCAUCAUGGAGACAAGAUCCCCAGAUAGUCCCACUGCUACCAUCUACCAUCACCCGGUGCAGAUGGCCAUGCCAAGCAGCCAGCCGCAGGUGAUCUGUUUCUCCUCCUCGGUUCCCCAGCAGCAGGUGGUGGACCCCUUCCAGCAGAUGCAAAGGAAGAUGCUGCUGGACCCAACCACUGGACACUACUACCUGGUGGACACCCCUGUCCCGCCGGCCACCAAGCGGCUCUUUGACCCGGAGACCGGACAGUACGUGGACGUGCCGAUGCCCCAGCAGCCCAUGGCUCCGGUGCCCAUGCCCAUCACGCCCCUCGCCCUGAACCCCGCCGCCUACGCCCCCACGUACAUGAUAUACCCCGGCUUUCUGCCCACCCCGACAGUACUGCCCGCCAGGACACUGCAGUCCCAGAUGUCCGUGCACUCUGAGGGGGACAGCGGGGACAAGGCCCCCCACAUGAUGGGGGCGCAGGGGGAGGUGACCUACAUGGAGAGCCCCUACUACAUCCCCACAGGGAAGUCCCCGCAGACGACCCCCGUGUCCCAACACAUCACCACCAGAGAUGGCAAGCCUGUCAUCAGCAUCACUUCACAGCAAGGCCCACGGAUCAUUGCCCCUCCCUCCUUUGAUGGAACUACUAUGAGUUUUGUUGUGGAGCACAGGUAAACUGCAGGCAUCUUUACAUGGGCAUCUUCUGAAGCUUUUUCCCCACAAUUCGCUUGAUGCUGAGUUUUUAUGGGUCCUUUCUGGGAUCACUGCAUCUGCCAGAAGCCCAUGGCUCAUGGUCAUCUGCCCCACCUGGAACAUCAUCCCCCCCAACCCCCUCUUAGCACACGAGCCUCCUGUUUUGUUGCUUAUUGCCUAUUUCGCAGAAUGGAUCUUUGAAGAUCUGCACAUGCAAGCUGUGGGUUUUAUUUUCUGUGUAAAUAUCUGCAUAUAUCAGUAUAUAAGCUGAUCUCUUUUUAACACAAGUGAAAAGAUACAACAAGCACUGCUGCUAUAAACUUGUCUAUAGACAGCAAUUAUCUCUUAGCAAAAAUCGGAAUCUCAUUCAUUUCUAUCAGCAAAAGCUAUUUAUCAUCAAUUAUUUAUCAUCCAGCAUUAUCAGGAGGUGCAAUAUCUGCAUUGAAUCACGACGGUUUAUCAAUCAAAUGACUUAUUCUUAUUGUAAAAGUGCAUUAAAACCUGGUUUAACCUGGCCAUUUGACACCCUGCAUUAGUGGCUGCCACUGUUGUGGUCCUAUCACAUGUACUGCUUUGAUCCAGUUAAAGACACAAAGUUGAUGAAAUCAUAUUGUACUGCAUGUUUAAAAUAAACCUUAGGAUUGUGAAUUUGGAGAAGGGGGUGCUGACUGUCAUUGUCCAGUUGGGCUUAGCAUAGGCUUACCAGUUACACUGACAGUUACCCUGCCAGGAUAACGCCUUCUCACUGUGCCUGGGGUUAAGUCCAGCCACAGAUUCACUCCCCUCCCUCUGCCCAAAAACGGCACUACUGAACUGCUUACUCACAUAGCGCUGCUCACAGACUGAGUUUAAUUACAGUACGUAGCGUGGUACUGUAUACUGUGUAUUUAUAUAUGUGAUUGUGACAAUAACCUGGUACUACGAUGCCGUGUUUCUCCGUAUAGCUGGUGCUUCCCGAGGCCUAUGGUCCAGAUGCUGGGCAGCAUUGGGUCAGUGGAGCCAGCUGCAGUGGGGACUCUUUAGGGGACAGCCUCCUCUAUGUGUCCCAGCGAGCCCUUUGCCCCCUGUGUAACGGGGCAAAAUAGCCAUCGAGUGUGUGUGAGCGUGUCUGUGAGGUUGGCUGGUUUUAAGCCAUGCUGAUUUAAACAACUUGUUGGUGCCAUUUUUCGGUUGAGUGGUGAAAGAGCCAAGUCUGGUGGUGAGCUUGAACUGAAGUAUAAAGAGAUGAAGUCAAACCAGGGUAACUGGCAGUGAUGCGGUGGCUCGGAUGCCAGUUGACACAAACCUACAUUCAGCGGAAUGAUGUCUGGUGUUCAAAUAUCGUCAUGCACUAAUUCUCCCUCCCUACAGUGGUGAUUCACACCUUCUUAAUGCACUCCCAGAAGAAUAAGCUCAAAUCCGACUGGCCUGCCAUGCUAUUACACCGUCCUCUGUCAAAUAAACUGCUUAUUUGGUCAGUGUCUGAGAGACUGCACAUCAUUUAUGCCAUCAUAAGGUAUGCUUGACCACAAUGUGAUUGGCGGCAGUGAUGAGGCAAAACCUGCUUUUUUAAACCGUAUGACAUAAAUAAUAAACUGUAAAAGGUGACAAUCUUUGUACUGCCCUCUGCUUUAUUAGAGCAAAACAAAUAAAACAUUUUGUGAAGGAAAACAUAUUUUUUUUACAUUAUAUAACAAUGCUAAUUUGGACUAAAGCCAAUAGGAGGAUAUAAAAUACAUUUUUAUUGUCUGUCCUUUGUUGUCCUGCAUACCUUUUCAAAUUUAUGUUGGGACUCCAUUACAAGCAGCGGUGCUUUUUGUAGAUUUCCUUUAGAACCUCAAUCAAUCCAUAUACUCCUUGUGCCUGAGUGUGCAUACCUUAGUUUGCUGUUUUUUAUUUGAUGACACAACAGUAACCCUGGAUAUUGGAGCUGCAGGACAGUCCAUAUAUUGUUUUCUGUUUUGUUUUAAGUUGUGUCUGGAUUAAAAAUGUCAAUGUGACACGAUGUACAGCUUUGUUUUACGGUAUUUUUUUUAAAAGGGGUGCUUGGUGAGCAAAUUCUGUAGCACAACAUGUGGGUUUGCACAAGAACUUCUCAGGUUUGUCUACGACUGUUAUACUUGAAAAAACUUAAGACGUUUGAUGAGGCUAUGACAAACUGGGCGGAGUUUAUCAUUGUUCCUUUUUAAACUUCCCGACAGCAUAUGGUUUAACAUGAGGAAGAUAUACAACUAUAUGCACUAUAACAAUGAUGGCAGUGAGCAAACAAAUUUAGUCCAAAACAUUUUAUCUUUUUAAGAAAUGACAUCAUGCCUGAAAUGAUGGCAUAUAUGAAGAGUGCCUUCAAUAUGCUACAGUGUUUUAAUAUUCUUUUUUAUGUAUGAGCUCCUGCAGUGUCUGGAUUGAAGCAGAAAGGAACGCUGAUACACUGGCCCAUGCACUCACUGUGUGAAGCCUGGUAUGGGUGAAUGUCAAGCUAUGGAAGUUUUGUUCUCAAGCACAAUGCCAGUUGGUUUGAUUGUUCUCUUCUGCAUACCACUAUUGUAAAGUGUGGUUAUUUGCAUUACUGUCACCUUUCUGUCAGCUUUGACCAGUCAUUGUAAAAUGUUUGUAAAAAAAACAAAAAAAAAACAUAUUUAUGCAAUAAUUAAGUUAUGCUUAAGAUCAUGGUCUGGCCAACAGGCCAGGGAUAUAUUUAAGUUGUGGAGGGAAUAAGCUGAAAUGGUCAUCCACAGUGGCACCUGGUGGAUUUGCGCAACAUCAGUGCAACAGUGUCUCGAUGUUUCUUAUAUAAUACAGGCUGGAGUAAGUACACUCCUGGGUCACAUUAGUAGUGUGUUACACGAAGCCAAACAGAAACAAAACUUGAUAAAAAAAAAAAAAAGGCUAAUCAUGUUGCCAAGGCUUAUUUGCUGCAAGCCUGGUGAGCAUGGUUAAAAUUAAUUUUUAACUGUGGCAGUUUUUUUUUUUUCUUAGCCAAAAACUCCCACACAACAGCAAUCGGAAACAGAGGUAAUCUUCCAAAUAGGAGAAUCAGCCAUAAUGGUUGCACCUUCCAGUUCUUACAGUACACUUGCUUUGGAAAGCUUGGGCGUUGUUUAACAGAUUUGUGAUUGGGAGGAGAUAGUAUGUAUGAAGAGAGGGUGAGAGAGAAGUCCGUGAGGGGCUGAAGGAAGGGCGCAUUGCAGGAAGACUGGGAACAGGGGGAAUCAGGGAAAGAGGUGGAUGCGUUCGACUGUGAUGGGAGAACUGCACCAGAAGGGGGGCGUAACAGGUGAAUAGGUGAAAGGAAAAAACAGAAGUACUAUGUAAACAUGGUGGACUGCUGGCUUUGUGAAUAUAUGGGUGAAUGCAAUGUACAAUGUGAAAGAUGUCCAAUAAAUUAUGUAUAUUUCCAGUA